AUGAACGACGCGCCGGGAUCCCUCACAACUCCCCAAACCACGCAUUCAGCGCUUUACGACGCGAUCGCAGGCUACGGCACCUAUCCCCCAUUACCCCCAGCACCCACGAUGGGUCCAGACACGUCCCCAAUACAUACCCGCGAUACUGGGAAAGACUCGCGCCGCAGUAUUUCUCCACUCACUGGUCUCGGUGCGUACCUCCAAAUCGCCGAAUACCCGCGUGCCGCCUUUACCGUCCCCUACGAGCCUUUACGCCGCACUAAUUUUCGAAAUUUGAUGCGCGCCGGCGGCGGCCUCGGCGCGUUCGCGCUAACCCCGCUGUCCUCCCCUUGGCGAGAACAAUGGAGCAACCCCAUUUUCGCCUCGCCGACGACCGCGCAACAUGUCAACACGACGGCAUACACGUGUCGCGUCAUCGCCGGAGCUUUGGGGCGUGAUGGCAACGACGCGGACAAAAAGACGAUAUACAUCGUCCUACGCCUUGUGCGCCACCGAGCGGAGAGGUCGCAUAAACCCUCCGCCCUCCCCCGCCGGACGCCACGUGCACGGCAUCCCCUGCCCGGGGAUGAGGCGGAAGAUAGAAUGUGCGCUCCCCGCGCUCCUCCCCCCAAUCUUCCGACUUUCCGCUGGGCGGGUCUCGGUCGCGGACCGCCGAGGUCUGAUCCGGAAAUAUACGACGCCGGUCUGGAAGUUUGGGCGGCACUGGACGCGGCGUUGGGCCGCUCGCGAAGUAUAAAGGGUAGGAUAGUUGAUCGCCUCACUCAGCAUUCCAAUCCCUUCCUCCUCUUCUCUUACCCUCCCUUACCUCAUCUACCAUCUCAGUCAGAUAUUGUAACGUCUCGUGCUGUGUCUUACUCUCUACUCGUUUUACUCGAGUACAUCCCUUCCUAUAGGACUACAUGCCGCCGUCUCGCCCGUGCCUAUCGGGCCAUCACGCCGGCCCCCACUAUCCGCGACGGUCACCUUUCUCUCGCCGCCAUGGACGCCGACGUCGUCGUCAGCAUCCUGCUCGCCUCAACGCGGAUGCAGAAGGCUCACCGUUGGAAGUCGGUCUACUCUGCGACCAGGAACUCCCGCCCCCUUCACUGCGCCUCCGGUACUCGCAUCGCGGAGGAGACCCUUCGACGCCGUUCGGGCAGGAGCGGGUCACUGCACGACCUUCGACGACAUCGAGGCACCCACAUAUUGACCCUCCACGCGCUGCUCAAGACGACGAGGAGGACGCUCGGAAGACAUCCGAGCGCUCUCGGUAUCGACGGCGAGCGCACCACUCGCGUCACCACCUCCCGUCCUUCCCCCACUGCCACGUCGACGCGACGGCCGGGCUCGACCCUCGCCGUCACCGACCCCAGCGAUUCAGGCCAUCUCCACCCCCCACCUUCCGUCUAGGCCCGUCUUUUGGGUCAUUUUGAC
Messenger RNA from Schizophyllum commune H4-8, 1413 nucleotides. RefSeq lists its product as uncharacterized. Bases 1 to 1389 code for a protein of 462 amino acids. The record is from RefSeq and is a predicted model, not a curated record. The transcript is spliced from 11 exons. Lineage: Eukaryota; Fungi; Basidiomycota; Agaricomycetes; Agaricales; Schizophyllaceae.